This is a messenger RNA of Thrips palmi, 4238 nucleotides long. RefSeq names its product 1-acyl-sn-glycerol-3-phosphate acyltransferase epsilon-like. The record is from RefSeq and is a predicted model, not a curated record. Lineage: Eukaryota; Metazoa; Arthropoda; Insecta; Thysanoptera; Thripidae. The transcript has 8 exons. Gene Ontology annotation, molecular function: acyltransferase activity. Bases 254 to 1399 code for a protein of 381 amino acids. Gene Ontology annotation, cellular component: mitochondrion; endomembrane system.
UCUGUGCCGAGACGGGGCGCAGCGCACACUCCGCACUCUCGCACUCCGACCCUGGCCGCCGCGGCACCCCUCCGGCCCCCCGCCCCCGCCCACCAAUCCGAAUCUGAACCGGAGACCGAUCAGCUGCACCGGUACCGCGGUCGGCCCUUCGGCACCCUUCGGCACCCUCUCGGUCUCGGCCUCCUCGAAGGUGGCGGCGGCGGCACUCGGCGUGUCGCGUGUUCUCCCCGCGUGUACGUCCUCGAGCGGAACCAUGGGCCCAGACUCCAUCAUGGCCUUCUUCACGUCGAAGCUCGCCAACCCCACGACGCUGUCGAAGCUCAGGCCGCAGCUGAGCGGAGUGGCGCUCGCCUUCAUCGCCGUGUCCCUGGUGGCGCUGGUCCCCUUCCUCAGCUUCAUGUGGCACAUGGCCUGCGUGCUGGCCUUCUUCGUGGCCGUCGACAGCAUGGCCCUCAAGGACAAGGCCUUCGCGUACUUCAUCAGGAUAGCCGUCUUCUUCUUCGUCCGCGCUCCCGGUCUCAAGGUCCAUUUGUACGGUGACUUCGAGGAGCUCCAGCGGAGAGAUGAGAACGUCCUGUAUAUGGGGAACCACCAGUCAUCACUGGACUGGCUGGUGGCGUGCUCCCUGGCAUCGUGGUCGCGGUCCUUGCAGCGCAUCAGAUUCAUGAUGAAGCAGGAGCUGGCCUGGCUGCCCAUGAUCGGCUACUACACCAAGGUGGUGGGCCACAUCUACAUCCGCAGGAAGGGCUUCAAGCCGGACAAGCUGAUGGAGAGCCUGGCCGACAUCAACAACACCAAGAGGCCGUUCUGGCUGGCCAUCUACCCGGAAGGCACUCGCUACAACCCUGACGACACCAAAGCCAUCGCCAGCUCCGACGAAUCCGCCGUCCAGCAGUACCCCAACAUGGGGUUGCUCAAGCACCAACUGACGCCGAAGGCCAAAGGCACGUGGCUCAUGAUCAAGAACAUGCGCAGCAAGCUGAAGGCGGUGUACAGCGCCACGCUGGUCUACGAGCAGGCCGAGCCCAAGGGCCAGCGCAGGAGGGCCCCGACCGCCACCGAGGUGCUGGCCGGCGGCUGCACUGACUCCCACCUCUACGUCAAGCGCAUCCCCAUCGAGGAGGUGCCCGACGACGAGACGGCCUUCGCGACCUGGCUGUUCGCCCAGUGCCAGGACAGGGACAGGAUGAUGGCCGACUACUACAACAGCCGCUCCUUCUCCUCGUGGGGCCCCAGAAUGACGUACGGGGGCGACUCCCUGUUCAUGGACCUGGUGAUCCUGGCGCUCUUCACCCUCGGCAUGUUGGUGUCCCCGUUUGUCCGGACGAUCUACCUGGUGCAGGCCGUCCUCGGAACGUUGUGGGGCUACGGCGUCCUCACGUUCAAGCCCACCUUCUAAACGGGACAGGCCACCAACAACAACCAUAUCCGCGCGGGAAGCGUACAUCAGCGCUCCCCAACCUGAAAAUCAUCAUUAGGGUAGUUGAAUAUCUGCGCCGAGUGAACGGAAAGAACAUAAAAGAUGGGCCGUGAGUUAGGAAUGGAUUUUAAACAUUGAUGAUACCGUAGAAAAUUUAUCAUUAUGAUGGCACUGUAUCACUGUCGUUUAGCAAUCGAUUUGCACUCGUUACUUUGUCUUUAUCAACACGGAACAAUAUCGUAUAAGGUUCUGAAAAAAUACCGUGAACGUGAGUAGAUUAGUUGAAAUGUGGUUUUACCAUACAUAGUGAGCAGGUUGUUUUAGAAAUAUGUCCCUGUUCUGCAAAUUUCAUGUUUUACUGUUCACUAUAUUUAAAUGCUGAAUAUCAAAUUUGCGGAUGUGAUCUCGCAAUGGGGCCGGUACGUACUUACGACGUUAGGUAACUUUAGAAACAACCGUAGGUCAGUAAGCAAAAACCUUUAAAUUACUCAAAUGCACGGAAAUGUUUGAUGAGCUCACUAUACGUUUCUCAAUAUUUUUCGUUUCCCAUUGUAGAUGCGAAAUCUUUCAUUUUUCAAGGCUAAGUUCACGUUUACUCUAAAAAAACGCGGGUGAUUGUAAUCUAAACAGUGUGAAGGUAGCUAUUCCAAAGGGAUGAACUGCCUAGAUUUAGUCGCCACAUUACUGUGGAAAGGUCAAGAGCAGACAAUCCAGCCAGUCAUAUCAGCGGGCUGUUCUGCGGAAAUCUGGUAGGAAUUCGCGUUCCUCCCUGGUUAGGACCAGGAUUUGUGGUAAAAUGUUUUCCUUAGAGUACGGUGACGUGCCUAUCGUGAGAUAGAGCUCGGAAAGUGUCUGUGAUCCAUUGCAUUUAUCUCUGGAAGGAGAGUGGGGAGGCAGAGGCUUGGCCAGCCAGACACUCCCCGACCCUGCCCCACCCCGCAUGCUGUGCGUACGCCAAAAGUCUUACGGCGAAGUUUUAUCCAACAAUUAUUCCGGCGAGAGUAUCAUACAAAGCAAGAAACUCAUGCUACAAAUUAAUCUUCUUAUGAUUUUCACUUGAGAUACGUGUUACGAAGAAACACUUCGCAUUAUGCUUGCUCCAUUCCCCUCGUUAUCUGAAAAAUUUCUCCGUAAGACUUUUAGCGUUAAACUCCAGGUCUUCCCUUUCAAGUCGACGUCUAACCAUUGCAGGCUGUCAGAGUAAACGAAAUUUGGCACAGCCACCAGCUGGAUAAAGAAACUUAACCAUUCAUUUAGUGUCAGACGUUGUUUCAAAACGUUUAGUGAUAAUAAGAAAUUUUGUGUUUUGUACGUUGAUCCGAAGAUUUGCGGUAAUAGGUCCAAAUAGUAGUCAAUGUAAGAUAAUUCCACAACGGUAGACUGUUUACUGUUUAUCAUUCCCGUCACGAUGUGACGCUAGGACUUACUCAAUAGUGGUGUAUCCAGAUGGUUAAUUUGAAAGAAAAAACAUUCUAGAAGCGAAUUUAGUCAAUUCGAAAUUAGUUUUACAACUCAAUUAGUAUAGAUGAUAGCCAUGAACCAAUCCUAGCAAGCGGCAAUAAACGCGUUGCGCUUCAAACAAAAACGGUAAAUCUAACGACUUGCGAUCGUUGCGACGAAAGGAAUGUAAUAAUUAUAAGAUGACGUCCGAUUCUUAGGUACCGAGGUGACAAAAUUGGAGGGGGCACGGGUGCCUUUGAAUCCAAAUUUAUUUUAUUACAAAUAUUUGAAAACAAAUAAAACCCUUGGGCGCUGUACACGCUCAUGCGCUGAAGUUUUUAUUUCUGAGGCACUCGUGUUCCGUUGAAGGGCACGCUGGGUCAUUGCUGCCUUCACUGUUAAAAAAAUCGUUGUAAUUUUACAACAGUUUUGCUGUGAUAUUUAAUAGCAACACAUAUUGUUGUAUUACAAACACAUUGUAGCUCUAAGUGCUGUUUUCUGAGGGAUCAAUUGUAGUGCGAUGAGCUCCGUCGAGUCUUCGAUUAUGUCCUGGCAGCAUUUGUGUUGGUCACAUCGUGUUGUAAUUCAAUAUCCUUGUAAUCUGGCAACAAUAUUUGCCAAGAUUGCAUUCAGACAAUCUGUUGAACGACAACAUGUCUGUUUUUAGUCAUGGCUACAUUAUUGUUACCUGACAAAGGAAGUUGGAAUAUAGAACCAAUGAGUUGUCUUUUGAUGGAUUUCCCUCUCAGAUACUAAACAACAACUGUUGUAAUUUUAAGGUGAUUGUGUUGUAAUAUUACAAUCGAAUUUUAACCGUGUUUGGCGCAGCCCUGAAGGCAUUCUCGUGCCACUUUUACAUGCGCUGUGAUAUUUUCGCUGUGCUGCGUUGCCAAUGCGCGUGGGUGUCAUCCUCAGGGUGGCAUUCACAGUGACGCAGCAUUGGUGACGCGGUCAUGCCGACCCCUCGUAAGGGAUGCUGUGUCAAACCCAUGACAAACUGUAUUAUUACUAUUACUAUUAUUAUUAUAUUAUUAUUAUCAUUAAUUUUAUUGUUUGACGUUCGUCACUCACUUUGGCUCCUUAGCGUAUUUAAUUUAAUAUUGGCCACGUGGUCGUUUCUUCAGAGAACAAAUUUGUUAUUUUAAGGUGUAUCAACUUAUUUCGUAAAAAUUAAUUCACUGCUGAACCGACCACCUCAUUCGACUCGUCAUUCGGUUUUAUUGUAAAUAUAUAUAUUUGUAUUCGGAUGGAUUGUUUUUGUUCCAUGACUGGAAACUAUUUAUGUCGGUGAGGAUUAUUUUGUUGUCAAGUAUUGUUUAUUGUCAUUCGAUCAGUGUAAAUAAUAUGAUUUAUUCAUUAAAGACAAAGAAGUGGGAGA